AUGGAGGUUUCGUCUUCGACUACCAAACGCCGUGCGACAAAAAAAACAACAACCAGCAAUAGUCUUACUCAACACACAAUCUGGCUCUAUGUCCCGUCCAUGCUACUAGUGCUGUGCCGCCUCCUCCUCGCCAACGCAGCUCUGGACCUGGACACGUACUUCGCUUUGACGCUGUCUGUUCUCCUUCUCUCACGGCUCUUGUCGGUCUUCGCGCUGCGAGCCAAAACAUCGCCAUCAUCAUCAUCAUGGCACGGCGAAUCCGAGCCCGGCGUGCGAGGCGACCUGCUCAUUCUCCUGUCGGAAGAUCGCUGGAUCCGGAUGCGAGGGCUCGUCGACGAUCUCAAGGCCGUCACGUCCGGAAGCUGGCUGUCCACGCCGUCAUCGAAAUACGGUGUAACCUCCUCCUUCAGCUUCUCGACCCGGAUGGUACUGGAUAUCGUCGAGUGGACGUCGCGACUGCUCGUGUACGUUGCGUCGAUCGUUCUCGCCAACGCCCCCGAUGCGGACAAGAUGCUCAUCGUCACUUAUGCUGUACUGUCCCACGUCACCCUGGCGCUUUACAACGACAACAACAACAACAACAGUAACACUGGUGGUACCGGGAACCCCCUGAUCAUGAACGGACGCCAAGUUAAAGUGUCUGCUGGCCCAAAUAGUGUCAAACGGUACUCGCGGAGACUGGCCAUGGCGAGAGAACUGACUCGCGAAAUGGGCCGGAGUGAUUUCGCUUUGAAACUGGGCAUGAUAAACGCUGACGAGGUGGAUGACAGGGGGACGGUAAAGGAUGAGUUAGUGACCAUGUAA
Messenger RNA from Exophiala spinifera, 804 nucleotides. RefSeq lists its product as uncharacterized. The transcript has a single exon. The coding region runs from base 1 to 804 and encodes 267 amino acids. The record is from RefSeq and is a predicted model, not a curated record. NCBI's taxonomy places the organism in Eukaryota, Fungi, Ascomycota, Eurotiomycetes, Chaetothyriales, Herpotrichiellaceae.